Messenger RNA from Euleptes europaea (tarantolino), 1353 nucleotides. RefSeq names its product zinc finger protein 665-like. The record is from RefSeq and is a predicted model, not a curated record. The coding region runs from base 1 to 1353 and encodes 450 amino acids. The transcript has a single exon. Lineage: Eukaryota; Metazoa; Chordata; Lepidosauria; Squamata; Sphaerodactylidae.
AUGAGGAAGGAACCAUCUGAGAGUUCAGAGUGUGAAAACAGUUUUGGUCUGAGUGAAAGCCAUACUUCCCAUCAAAGAACCCACACAGGCCGAAAACCAUGCCAAAGCUCAGAGUGUAGGAAAAGGUUCAGGGGUAACACAACUCCUACUUGGCAUCAGAGAAUCCAUUCAGAGGAAAAACAAUAUAAAUGCUUGGAAUGUGGAAAGCUCUUCCGCCAGCAAGCACACUUCACUGAGCAUCAGAGAAUCCACUCCAAAGAGAAACCAUAUAAAUGCUUGGAGUGUGGAAAGAACUUCACCCACAAACGAGGACUCACUUCCCAUCAGAGAAUCCACACAAAGGAGAAGCCAUAUGUGUGCGUGAAGUGUGGGAAAACCUUCCGUUCGAGCUCAUCCCUCACUUCACAUAUGAGUAGCCACACAAAGGAGAAGCCAUAUGUGUGCUUGGAGUGUGGGAAAACCUUCCGUUGGAGGCCAGCCUUCACUUACCAUCAGAGAAUCCACACAAAGGAGAAGCCAUAUGUGUGCUUGAAGUGUGGGAAAACCUUCCGUUCGAGGUCAUGCCUCACUUCCCAUCAGAGAAUCCACACAAAGGAGAAGCCAUAUGUGUGCUUGGAGUGUGGGAAAACCUUCCGUUUCAGUGGUAACCUCACUUCCCAUCAGAGAAUUCACUCAGGGGAGAAACCGUACCAGUGCACAGUAUGUGGGAAAUGCUUUAGUCAGAGACCACACCUUACUUCCCACCGGAGAACCCAUUCUGGAGAGAAACCCUAUCAGUGCCAGCAGUGUGGAAAAGGCUUCAGUCAGAGCUCACACCUGAAAGUACACCUAAGAAUCCACAUGGGAGAGAAGCCGUAUAAAUGCUUGGAAUGUGGGAAGAGUUUCACUUCUAGCCAGUACCUUAAAGUACACAAAAGAAUCCACACAGGGGAGAAGCUGUAUAAAUGCAUGGAAUGUGAGAAAAGCUUCAAUCAGAACUCAAGCCUUAAUCUACAUCAAAGAAUCCACACAGGGGAGAAGCCGUAUAAAUGCAUGGAAUGUGGGAGAAGCUUCAUUUGCAGCUCACACCUGACUAUGCAUCAAAGAGUCCACACAGGGGAGAAGCCGUAUAAAUGCAUAGAUUGUGGAAAGAGUUUCACUUCUAGCCAGUCCCUUAAAGUACACAAAAGAAUCCACACAGGGGAGAAGCCGUAUAAAUGCAUGGAAUGUGGGAGAAGCUUCAGUUGCAGCUCACACCUGAUUAUACAUCAAAGAGUCCACACAAGAGAGAAGCCAUUUAAAUGCAUAGAACGUGGAAAGAGUUUUGGCGGCCGUUCACAACUUACAUCGCACAAGAGAACUCACAUGGGAUAA